AGCAGACCAAUAUGCCAUUAUUGUAUAAAUUUCACAUUUUAUUUAUCCGUUCAUCUAUUGAUAGAUAUCAACAAGGCUGCUUCCGAGAUAGUUAUAAUGAGGUGUGCUGCUAUAAACACAGGCAUGUGAAGAUGCCAGAUGUGGAGUUUUUUGUUAAUCUGGGAGACUGGCCUUUGGAGAAGAAGAAAUCCAGCUCAAAUAUCCACCCGAUCUUUUCCUGGUGUGGCUCCACAGAUUCCAGGGAUAUCGUCAUGCCGACCUAUGACUUGACCGACUCUGUUCUGGAAACUAUGGGCCGAGUCAGUCUGGACAUGAUGUCUGUGCAGGCCAACACGGGCCCGCCCUGGGAAAGAAAGAAUGCCACGGCCCUCUGGAGAGGCCGAGACAGCCGCAAAGAGCGACUGGAGCUGGUGAAGCUCAGCAGGAAGCACCCAGAGCUCAUCGACGCUGCCUUCACCAACUUUUUCUUCUUUAAACAUGAUGAGAGCCUGUAUGGGCCCAUCGUGAAACACAUCUCAUUUUUCGAUUUCUUCAAGCAUAAGUAUCAAAUAAAUAUUGAUGGCACUGUAGCAGCGUAUCGCCUGCCAUAUCUACUGGUGGGCGACAGCGUCGUGCUGAAGCAGGACUCCAUCUACUACGAGCACUUUUACAAUGAGCUACAGCCCUGGAAACACUACAUCCCAGUUAAAAGCAACCUGAGCGACCUGCUGGAGCAACUCCAGUGGGCCAAAGAUCAUGACGAAGAGGCAAAGAAGAUUGCCAAAGCAGGGCAAGAAUAUGCAAGAAAUAAUCUCAUGGGUGAUGACAUAUUCUGUUAUUAUUUCAAACUCUUCCAGGAGUAUGCCAGCCUGCAGGUCAGCGAGCCCCAGAUCCGAGAGGGCAUGAAGAAGGUGGAAGCACAGACUGAAGAUGACCUCUUCCCGUGCUCGUGCCACAGGAGACAGACCAAAGAUGAACUCUGACUCACAGAAUACUUUCCGUUCAAAUAAUGGUGCUCUCAAGACUCUUCUUGGCUGAAAAGAAGAAUAUUUUUCAAGUAUUAGUUGUACAGAUGAUAUAAAAUCUGUGAGAUCGUUUGCAUUAUGAAGACAUUUCUGCUUAUGCAGUAUUUCCAUGACUAUCCUCAAAAGCACAUUUUUAGAAUUUUAUAAUAAAAUCACAUUUAUU
Messenger RNA from Octodon degus (degu), 1167 nucleotides. RefSeq names its product KDEL motif-containing protein 1. Gene Ontology annotation, molecular function: glucosyltransferase activity. The transcript has 7 exons. NCBI's taxonomy places the organism in Eukaryota, Metazoa, Chordata, Mammalia, Rodentia, Octodontidae. The record is from RefSeq and is a predicted model, not a curated record. Gene Ontology annotation, cellular component: endomembrane system. The coding region runs from base 12 to 962 and encodes 316 amino acids.